Molecule: messenger RNA, 1706 nt
Organism: Phodopus roborovskii (desert hamster)
Lineage: Eukaryota; Metazoa; Chordata; Mammalia; Rodentia; Cricetidae
Gene: Aqp3
Product: aquaporin 3 (Gill blood group)
Exons: 6
Coding region: 25-903 (292 amino acids)
Biological process (GO): water transport; glycerol transmembrane transport
Cellular component (GO): basolateral plasma membrane; plasma membrane
Molecular function (GO): glycerol channel activity; water channel activity; urea transmembrane transporter activity
Source: RefSeq, a predicted model, not a curated record
GACCGCGUCGCUGCUUGCCUUGCCAUGGGUCGACAGAAGGAGCUGGUGAACCGUUGCGGGGAGAUGCUCCAUAUCCGCUACAGGCUGCUUCGCCAGGCGCUGGCGGAGUGCCUGGGGACCCUCAUCCUUGUGAUGUUUGGCUGUGGCUCUGUGGCUCAGGUGGUGCUCAGCCGGGGCACCCAUGGUGGCUUCCUCACCAUCAACUUGGCUUUUGGCUUUGCUGUCACCCUUGCCAUCUUGGUGGCCGGCCAAGUGUCUGGAGCCCACUUGAACCCCGCUGUGACCUUUGCCAUGUGCUUCCUGGCACGUGAGCCCUGGAUCAAGCUGCCCGUCUACACACUGGCACAGACACUGGGGGCCUUCUUGGGUGCGGGGAUCGUUUUUGGGCUGUACUAUGAUGCAAUCUGGGCCUUUGCCAACAAUGAGCUUAUUGUCUCCGGCCCCAAUGGCACAGCUGGCAUCUUUGCCACCUAUCCCUCUGGACACUUGGACAUGGUCAAUGGCUUCUUUGAUCAGUUCAUAGGCACAGCCUCCCUCAUCGUGUGUGUGCUGGCCAUUGUUGACCCCUACAACAACCCUGUUCCCCGUGGCCUGGAAGCCUUCACUGUCGGCCUUGUGGUCCUGGUCAUUGGAACUUCCAUGGGCUUCAAUUCUGGCUAUGCUGUCAACCCUGCCCGUGACUUUGGCCCUCGUCUUUUCACUGCUCUGGCUGGCUGGGGCUCAGAAGUCUUCACGACCGGCCGGCACUGGUGGUGGGUACCCAUCGUCUCUCCACUCCUUGGUUCCAUUGCUGGUGUCUUCGUGUACCAGCUCAUGAUUGGCUGCCACCUGGAGCAGCCGCCACCUUCCACUGAGGCGGAGAACGUGAAACUGGCACACAUGAAGCACAAGGAACAGGUCUGAGUGGGCAGCAGCCAUCCCCACUCUUCACUCUCUGGAGUGUCCACUGACUGUGUGGGGGCCGCUUCCUAAAAGCCCCCUUGUGAUGCCUCUCCCAGGCUAAGAUGCUCCCUGCACCCACCCCUGCUGGAUGGCCCUUCCAGAAUUCCUACUGAACUCUGCCCAAUAAGACAUUAGGUCCCCCCACUCUUAAGCCAAGGUAGGAUAGCAAGUAGGACCAAGCAUCCUUUUGUUUCCCAAAAGGAAAAGAAUGUGUGCAGUGUGUACCUGCCUGCGUGCUGUUUUCCAGGCAUUUAGGGCAAGGGACCAAGUUUUCAAAACAGACCCUAGCAAGUUCAAGGGAGCCCAAGGGAAGGGAGUGAAUGAGUGAGGAAUGUACAAGAGUGUGCAUCUUCAAGGGCUCCAUGUGGAGGUGGACCCAGAAGUGUACUUCUGAGCAUGGGUGUGUCUGCUUUUUUUUUUUUUUUUUUUUUUUUACAGUGGUUUCUAGGCUUUGGGAGGGGGAAGGGGUAACAGAGACAUAGCUCUCAUUUGGAGCUGUGACCCCUGAGUAGGAACUGUGUAAUGUGUUUCUGUUAUAAGAUUGGCACUGGGGUGGGAAUGAAGUCCAUGCCGUGUUUCAUAUUUUCUGUUUUUUAAAAGAAUAUAUAAAUAUAUACGUACAUAUAUAUGUUACAGUCUUAGGAAUAGGGGUAGGGAGACUCCUUUUUAAAAGGGGUCUUUCCCCUUCCUUUAAUCCUCAAAUCAACAAUGUACUGUUGCCUUUUAUAAAAAAAAAAGAAUAAAAUGUAUGCAUAAAACAGGAA